Messenger RNA from Quercus robur (English oak), 1687 nucleotides. Its product is annotated as anthocyanidin 3-O-glucosyltransferase 2-like. The record is from RefSeq and is a predicted model, not a curated record. NCBI's taxonomy places the organism in Eukaryota, Viridiplantae, Streptophyta, Magnoliopsida, Fagales, Fagaceae. The transcript has a single exon. Bases 119 to 1567 code for a protein of 482 amino acids. Gene Ontology annotation, molecular function: UDP-glycosyltransferase activity.
UGUUCCUUUAAUUUUUCCCUUUCAUUUUGUAUACAUAUAUGAAGAAAAGGAAAGGACGAACAUUAGGUGAAAAGAAAACUCAAAGAUACUAGUAACAAGCGAGUGAGGUGAGAUCAAGAUGAAGAGAGCAGAGCUUGUGUUCAUCCCUGCCCCGGGAAUAGGUCACCUUGUUUCCAAAAUAUUGUUUGCAAAACAAUUACUUGACCAAGAUAACCGUUUCUCAAUCACUGUUCUUGUUAUAAAGCGACCCUAUGGAACCAACAUGGACGCAUACAUUCACUCACUUGUUGCCUCAGAGAGCCGUAUAAAGCUUAUACAUCUUCCUCAAGUAGACCCUCCUCCUCAAGAGCUUUACCUAAGGUCUGUUGAAAAAUAUAUUGCUGAUUUAAUAGAAAGCCACAAAACCCAUGUCAAAGAAGCUAUCAUCAACCAAGUGUUACCCAAUUCAAGUUCAAUUCCACUUGCUGGGUUGGUGGUUGAUAUGUUUUGUACAGCCAUGAUUGAUGUAGCACAUGAACUUGGUGUACCAUCUUAUGUGUUCUUUACUUCUAGUGCAGCCUUUCUUGGCUUCAUGUUCUACCUUCCAAAACGGUAUGACCAAUUGGGCACUGAGUUUGGAGAAUCAGAUCAUGAAUCAGACAUACCGAGUUAUGUGAACCCGGUUCCUACAAGUGUCUUGCCUUCAUUUGUGUUCAAUAAGGAAGGUGGGCACGCUUGCAUGGUAAACCAUGGAAGAAAGUUUAAGGAGGCAAAGGGUAUUAUUAUCAAUACGUUUUUGGAGCUCGAAUCCCAUGCGAUAAGCUCAUUUUUAGACCAUGAAAUACCUCCUGUUUACACGCUGGGGCCUUUGAUUAAGCUCAAGAGUCAGACUGAUUUUAGUCUUGGGGUCAUUAAUCAAGCUCAACAUGAGAAGAUCAUGAAAUGGCUUGAUGAUCAGCCUCAAUCUUCGGUGGUGUUCCUAUGUUUUGGAAGCAUGGGCAGCUUUGGUGCAUCCCAAUUGAAAGAGAUUGCACUUGGGCUCGAGCAAAGUGGCCACAGGUUCUUAUGGUCCAUACGUUGUGCAUCCUCAGAUGAUAAGUUUGCAGCACCUAAAGAUUGUAUGAAUCUUGAGGAUGUCUUGCCACAAGGUUUUUUGGAAAGGACAAGCAAAAUUGGAAUGAUAUGUGGGUGGGCCCCACAAGUGGAGAUCUUGGCCCACAAAGCUACAGGAGCGUUUGUGUCACAUUGUGGAUGGAACUCAACCUUGGAGAGUUUAUGGUAUGGUGUACCUAUUGCCACAUGGCCAAUUUAUGCAGAACAACAAAUUAAUGCUUUUGAGAUGGUGAGGGAUUUGGGGUUAGCCGUGGAGUUGAGAUUGGAUUAUAGAGUUGGUGGUGAGGUUGUGAUGGCUGAGGAAAUUAAGAAAGCAGUGGAAUGUGUGAUGCAAGGUGAUAGUGAGGUGAGGAAAAGGGUCAAAGAGAUUAGUGAAAAGAGUAGGAAGGCCGUGAUGAAUGGUGGAUCUUCAUCUGCUUCUCUUGGACGGUUGAUUGAGGAUAUAUCCAGAAACAUGGUGCUUGAGGAGAAGUGAAAUUUAUGCAUCUUUAGAUUAUUAGUGGUUUGUUUUGUGAGUACUAGUGCACUCUAUCUUAUAUGUGUAUACUGUUGUGAGUACAAAGUCAAAUUAGAUAUUUGAGACAGUUGCCCAACA